UUAGCAAGCUUGUUAGUAAUCAUGCCAUGCACUUUCUUCUGACCUUAGCAGAGAAUUUCCCUCCGGGAAAGUUUCUUCUCUUUAGCAAUUCCAACCCUCUUCCUACAUGGGUCUUGUGUUUUACUAGGGGGCUUAAUGCUAUCGCUGGAAUCAAAACAAGAUGUUUUGCCGAAUCCACGAAUGCAUAGAAAGGGACAUUACCGUCGUCAUAGCUUGCAUUCUUUACAAUCCCUGAAUACCAACGAGGAACCCAUUUUAAAACAACACCAAACGGUAACGAACAUCAACCGUACCCAUAGAAGACACGAGCGUGUCAGUAGUCUUGACGGCGUUGGGAUUUCCACCGAUCGAUUGGGGACCGCAUCUCGUGCAUCCGAAAAAAUUAUUCCAUCUUCGAUUCCGUUUGCAUCUAGUAAGUAUUUGUUUCCUAUCGGUCGAGACUCUCCACCGAAUGAUGGCUAUUUCUCUGCAACUACAGAGGAAAAACUAGAAGAUGCCUAUGCUGAUUUUUGGAAGCCGACAGUUUCGCUUUCGUUGUCGUCAAAAUCGAUGCACGAUAAAACCGUGUCUACGCAAGUAGCCUCCAAGUUGAAAGAACAAUUUCCAUUGUCUAUGGCUUCGGUGUACGUGACGAUCGAUGAUAAUAUGUUGGAUCGUAAUACUCUGAUUCAGCAAUUAACCGAACUUGGAGCCUCCAUCCACCAAAGGCCUCAAUUUAAUAAAGACGAUUUAACGACUCACAUGGUUCUUCCUAAGAAUAGCUGUUUCAAUUCAGUACUGGAUACCAUAUCCUCCGAAAGCACCAUAAAAUUCGUCUCGCCGGAAUGGAUUGCGGCUUGCUAUUCGACAAAAAAAUGGGUGAAUGAGUCUGCCUUCCGUAUUAAUUUUAAAAGUUUGGAACCUAAAAAUAGAAUGACCGCUGCAAACUUGAAUUCCAGAGGAUCUCAAGUGUUCCGUAUGAAAACCGAAUCACAUCCUUUUGUAUUAGAUGUUGACAUACCUUCUCAUAAUAUGUCAAAAGCAAACUCGAAAGGAAUCGAAUAUAAUUUCAAUCCAUCAUUUGCUGAAAACACUCGUUUGCUCAAGGAAAAGUCAAAAUUAAACGGAAACACGACCUCUCUUAGCAUACCUCCUGCAGAAAAACGACCUAAUGUGAGAGAAGGCGUUCUUCGCGUUCAAGAAACUAGUACUUGGAAUGUUGAUUCUCCCUUUAGUGCAACAAAAUUAUCCAAUCUAUCGCCCCAACAGAGAAAAGAAUUGGAAUCUGCCAAAAAGAAAUAUUUGGCUUAUGAACCCAUUGUUGGAUCACCGUUAAAACAGAGAAUUCCCUUUUUCGAUCUUUGACACAGUUUGUUUUUAGUCUACAGUGUUAUUUGGCACUCUGCAGUAGUUUGGUUAAACUUUCGUUUUUUAUUCUUCUAUUUAUCUUCUAUUUAAAUCUUUUCUUUCGUUUUUUUUCUCGUUCCUUUCCUUUUUUAUUCGUUUGUUACUGGCACAUUCUUUUCUUUCACGCUCUUUACUUUUGUCUCUCUCCUUUUCGGACCGUUAGUUAUCCAUCUUUUUGUUCAAAAGAUAAGCCUUGUACAUAUAUCGCUCUGGUAGAUGUUCUUCGUAUCCUUCACUUUGAUUGAAUGUUAGUUAAUCUUUCCAAACUUUUUCCCUCUAAACAAAGCUCUUUUUUUAUUUAAAAUAGACUUUUCUAAUUUUCCUUUGGAAGGCCUUUUUUCAUGACUAUAUGUUAAACUCGUAGUCUUUAAGACAUCGUCGUAGUAAGGCUUCAUUGCUUUUUUAUAUUUUUACAAAAUGAGAAGACGGAUUACAAAACUUGAUUUAUGCACCUAGCCAUCAUCUCUUCAAUAAAAGGUUUUGAAACAAAG
Schizosaccharomyces octosporus yFS286 is the source of this 1877-nucleotide messenger RNA. RefSeq names its product BRCT domain-containing protein. The record is from RefSeq and is a predicted model, not a curated record. The coding region runs from base 136 to 1344 and encodes 402 amino acids. The transcript has a single exon. Lineage: Eukaryota; Fungi; Ascomycota; Schizosaccharomycetes; Schizosaccharomycetales; Schizosaccharomycetaceae.